AUGGAUCACACGCGAGACCCGUGUCCUUGGGUGGCCUUGAACGAUUUCGGAGGAGCGUUUUGUAUGGGAGCAAUAGGAGGAGCAGUAUGGCACGGUGUCAAAGGCUUUCGAAAUUCCCCAUACGGCGAGAGACGGAUUGGUGCCCUCACAGCCAUCAAAGCCCGAGCGCCAGUGUUGGGAGGAAACUUCGGUGUUUGGGGAGGGUUAUUCUCGACGUUUGAUUGUGCAGUGAAAGGAAUGCGGAAGAAGGAGGAUCCAUAUAACGCCAUUAUUGCAGGUUUUUUCACGGGAGGAGCUCUGGCUAUUCGAGGAGGUGCAAAGGCUGCGAGAAACUCUGCUAUUGGAUGUGCGUGUCUGCUAGCUGUUAUAGAAGGCGUAGGAAUUGGAUUCCAGAGAAUGAUGGCAGAGAACACACGACUAGAUUUACCACCACCACCCCCACCCGCAGAAAGUGGACAGACUGGAUUCCCGGCUAUCGCAUAA
Lachnellula hyalina is the source of this 483-nucleotide messenger RNA. It is a transcript of the gene tim17, whose product is annotated as Mitochondrial import inner membrane translocase subunit. Gene Ontology annotation, cellular component: mitochondrial inner membrane; TIM23 mitochondrial import inner membrane translocase complex. The record is from RefSeq and is a predicted model, not a curated record. Lineage: Eukaryota; Fungi; Ascomycota; Leotiomycetes; Helotiales; Lachnaceae. The transcript has 4 exons. The coding region runs from base 1 to 483 and encodes 160 amino acids. Gene Ontology annotation, biological process: protein import into mitochondrial matrix. Gene Ontology annotation, molecular function: transmembrane protein transporter activity.